This is a messenger RNA of Papilio polytes (common Mormon), 2300 nucleotides long. Its product is annotated as phenoloxidase subunit 1-like. NCBI's taxonomy places the organism in Eukaryota, Metazoa, Arthropoda, Insecta, Lepidoptera, Papilionidae. The record is from RefSeq and is a predicted model, not a curated record. Gene Ontology annotation, molecular function: oxidoreductase activity. The transcript is spliced from 14 exons. Bases 88 to 2145 code for a protein of 685 amino acids.
AGCCGUGAUUUUCACGGCUUACGCCCUUACUUCACUUUCAUUUUUCCAUUCGUUGUAGUCUCUUUUGAAGACGUAUCAGCUAUCAAAAUGAGUGACUCCAAGAAAAAUUUGCUUCUAUUCUUCGACCGGCCGACAGAGCCGUGCUUUAUGCAGAAGGGAGAAGAGAAAACGGUCUUCGACAUACCUGACCAUUAUUACCCCGAGAAGUACAAGGCAUUAAGUAACACAUUGUCGAACCGAUUCGGGAAUGACGCUCGUCACAUCCCCGUACGCAACAUCGCCUUGCCCAAUCUAGACUUGCCUAUGCAGCUCAGUUACAGUGAACAAUUUUCGCUGUUUGUGCCUAAACAUCGCCAGAUGGCGGGCAAACUGAUUGAUAUCUUCCUCGGAAUGCGCAAUGUGGACGACUUAAUAUCUGUCUGCUCUUACUGUCAGCUUCGCAUUAACCCCUACAUGUUCAACUAUUGCCUCUCUGUUGCUCUGUUGCACAGACCCGAUACAAAGGGAUUGAAUAUCCCGACUAUUACUGAGAUUUUCCCGGAUAAGUUUGUGGACCCAAAAGUGUUCCGCCGCGCGCGAGAGGUCGCCACUGUUGUGACAUCUGGUCCUAGGUUGCCGAUCGUAUUGCCACAAAACUACACGGCAUCUGACGCAGAGCCGGAACAGCGUUUGGCGUACUUCCGCGAGGACGUCGGCAUCAACCUCCACCACUGGCAUUGGCAUCUCGUGUACCCAUUCGAGUCUGCUGACCGUGCUAUCGUUGCGAAAGACAGGCGUGGAGAGCUGCUUUACUAUAUGCACCAGCAGAUCAUUGCCAGAUACAACAUCGAGCGUUUCUGUAACAAGUUGCCUCGCGUCGUACCUUAUGGUUCCGAUUUAAGAGAGAAUAUCAAAGAGGCUUACUUCCCCAAACUUGAUUCUCAAGUCGCCAGCAGAGCUUGGCCUCCGAGGUUCGAAUUUUCGUCCAUCCAAGAUCUUGACAGACCCGUGGAUCUAAUCAAGAUUGAUAUCUCAGAGAUGGAAACGUGGAGGUCACGCAUUCUUGAAGCAAUCGACAGCAAUUCCAUUCUUUUACCAAAUGGACGUCGAAUGCCACUUGACGAAGAGAAGGGCAUUGAUAUUCUCGGAGAUCUGAUGGAGGCGUCAAUGCUCAGUCUAAAUCGCGCGUACUACGGCGACUUGCAUAACAUGGGCCAUAUCUUCACGUCCUAUGCUCAUGACCCUGAUCAUCGUAACUUGGAACAAUUCGGUGUGAUGGGUGAUCCGUCUACGACGAUGCGUGAUCCCCUGUUCUACAGAUGGCACUGUUUUGUUGACGAUGUCUUCGUCUUGUACAAGAACAAACUCCCACCUUACGGCGAUGAUAAGUUGGAUUUCCCGGGUAUUCGCGUGUCAUCUUUAUCAGUAGAAGGCAAGGCUGGAAGGAAUACGUUUGGGACACAAUGGGAGCAGAGUACGGUGGAGCUGGGACGUGGACUGGACUUUACUCCUCGAGGCAGUGUGUUGGCGCGUUUCACUCAUCUACAACAUGAAGAGUUCGAUUAUGUUAUCGAGGUAGACAACUCAUCUGGACAAGCUGCAAUGGGAACCGUGCGUAUCUUCAUGGCACCAAUCGCUGACGAGUCAGGAAAUAGGUUCCCCUUCAACGAACAAAGGAAACUCAUGAUCGAACUGGACAAGUUCUCGCAAGGCUUACGUCCAGGAAAGAACACAAUACGUCGUCGCAGCGUAGACUCCUCUGUGACUAUACCAUUCGAGCGCACAUUCAUGAACCAGAACAGUAGACCUGGUGAACCUGGCUCAGCGCAGGCAGCUGAGUUCGACUUCUGCGGUUGCGGCUGGCCACACCACAUGCUGCUGCCCAAGGGCGACAACAACGGAUACCCCAUGCAACUCUUUGUUAUGGUGUCAAACUGGGCUGAAGAUGGCAUUAACCAAGAUCUUGUUGGAUCUUGCAACGAUGCUGCCUCGUACUGCGGUAUUAGAGACCGCAAGUACCCUGACAGGCGCGCUAUGGGCUUCCCCUUCGAUAGGCCUGUGCCUACAGGAGUACGGACCGUCAACGACUUUUUGAGGCCCAACAUGGCGAUCACAGACUGCAAGAUACGCUUCACUGAUGCAGUCAGAGUAAGAGGUGGACAAUGAGUCAACUAGAGUCGAUGUUGUAAACGGCAAUGGCGAGGAAAAAUGGAUAAUUUAGAUGUAAUGGGUCAAUUAAUUUUAAUAAAGCUCUGUAAAUAUUUGUACAUUGUUAAUACUUUAUGAUUCAUAAGACUGAAUAAAUCUAAUCUUUCACCAAA